Perca fluviatilis (European perch) is the source of this 987-nucleotide messenger RNA. It is a transcript of the gene mmab, whose product is annotated as metabolism of cobalamin associated B. The record is from RefSeq and is a predicted model, not a curated record. Gene Ontology annotation, molecular function: corrinoid adenosyltransferase activity. Bases 78 to 773 code for a protein of 231 amino acids. The transcript is spliced from 9 exons. Lineage: Eukaryota; Metazoa; Chordata; Actinopteri; Perciformes; Percidae.
ACGCCCAUUAACUACGGACACCACGGAGGGGCAAAAGGCGUUUGUCCUUAAGCAGCUAGCUAGCCUUUAGCUUUAACAUGGCAUCGUUUGUUAUUAAAUCUGCCCACCUACGUUAUGUUGUACGGACAGGGAAGCUCAUGAACGGGAAUUGGACAAGAAACACAUUUUGUUCAGACAGAAGGUAUGCCACUGAAGGAGACAACAAGGUACCCAAAAUAUACACCAAAACUGGAGACAAAGGUUUCUCCAGCACAUUUACAGGAGAGAGGAGGCCAAAGGAAGAUCAUAUUUUUGAAGCCUUGGGAAAUACAGAUGAGCUGUCAUCAGCUAUAGGCUUGGCCAGAGAAUUUUGCCUUGACAAAGGUCACACGUUCACAUAUCAGUUGGACAAGAUACAGUGCAUUUUACAAGACGUGGGCUCCAAUAUUGCCACCCCUCAAUCAUCUGCAAGAGAAAGUCACAUAAGGAGAACAAAAUUUACUGCUCAGCCAAUUGCAGACCUGGAAACCUGGAUAGAUACAUUUACAGAAGAACUCCCUCCACUGACCAACUUCAUUUUACCUUCUGGUGGAAAGAGCAGCUCAGCUUUGCACUUGGCUCGGACAGUGUGUCGGAGAGCAGAGCGCAGUGUUGCUCCAAUUGUGCGAGCAGGCGAGGCAGAUCCAGAUGUUGCUAAGUUUUUGAACAGGUUGAGUGACUAUCUGUUUACCGCAGCCAGAUAUGCAGCCACAAAAGAAGGCAACGAGGAGAAAAUCUACAAAAGACCUGAAUGAACAGAUUCUCACAUGGGGAAUAAGACAAACACCUAAUUUGUUUUUUGGGGAUGGUUGGUGUUGCAGAUAUUUCACUUUUAUUGUUCAUAUAUUAAUAAAUAUGAAUGUCUAAAAUUGUUUUAAUCAAUGAAACUUUAACAUAAUGUUAAAGCAUAAUGUGAGACUACAUGCAGUAAUAAACUUCACUGUGGCUAAAUAAACCAUUCAGCCAAUA